AUGGAUCAAAGACGUUCUAAACGGCCAGGCCUUAAUCUGAAUGAGCAUCAGAAGCAGACGGUAAGGGCUCUAAAGAGUCAGAUGUCUUCUCAUUCCGCUAGCGGUACGACGACACAAGGUAGCGACCAUAUCGUCACAAAACUAAGCGAAGAAGAACUUCGCCUUCUUCAGGAUGUCGUAGACACAUUGAAGAAUUAUAAAGGAGAUUCAGAGCCGAUUAUUGAUGCAGUCGACGGAAAAAGGCUACAGAGAAACUGGUCAGUGGAGAGUUAUCUUUCAUCAAGCCUUGGAAGUGGAACUUUUGUAAAUCCUGGACGAUUUUAUGUUCGUGUAACGAAGGAGGAUGUUCGAACGCUUGAGCAAGUUUGUCUCGAGCUUGAUGAAGAAGAUGAAGCGAAAGCCACCUCAAUACCCCACAGUAAUGGGCAUUUACUCAACGAGUCCCUGUUUUUGAGUGAUUAUAAAAACAAAUACAAGAAUUACGGAUUUAGUAUCGCUUUGACAAAGAAGAGUGAAAGCGUAAUUGUCGCUCAAAAUGUCAGUUGGCUAGGUGCGAAACCUGAAGAAUAUACCGAGCUAAACAAGUUAAACAAGUCUAAUCAUACGAAUGGAAGCUUACCAAAAAAUAACACCAGUUAUAGGAGUAAACUUAGAAAUUUGCCGCCCCGAGAUCGGUUUAGACAAGCUGUUUAUUUGGUGAUUAAUAACCUAAAAAUGCGGCCACGUGAAAUGGACAAAAAUUCCUCCGAGCUGUGGCGGAAACGCGGUCACGCAACAUGGCUUACAAUGUUAUUCACUAUUGUGGCGAUUAUAGCGUUCUUUGCAGACAUCGGUACCGAUCUCAAAGUUGCAGCGGACCAUUUUGCCAACGGAAACAACUUCUGGUGGGGCAGUUUUACUCUGUUGUUGGUUUUUUUGCCUUCAGCGGUUACAAAUUUAGUUUCCUUCCUCUGGUACAAAGAGGAUGCUGAAUUAGGAAGGCCGCCGAAAAGUGGAUGGAGGGCUGUGUGUUUGACCCAUGUGCUCCUUGUCGGACUUGUAGAAAGGUGAGUUGCAUUCAAAACUAGUCAGCAACUUUUGUUGCGUUUGUUUUCUGCAGAGAAAAUGGGUUCGCAUUGCACCCGUCACGCAACGCAUUACGUGACGCGCACAUCGAAAGUAGCCUGUUUUGUACUCUGUCAAGGGAGACAUGGACGCGUAGAAAGUUCGUGUUGCUGUUGUUGCUAUUUUUAAGGACCUUCUAGUAUUAGUGCAAAUUGCUUUUAAAAUUAAGGUUGUCAUGAGUACCAAAUUUGUUUUUUCUCCUGUGUGGUGGUGGGAUGCUUCUGUGUCAGCCGCAGGCUGAAGCGGCGAGCAGCGAGAAGCGCACUAUAAAGGCUUUUAUUAAUUAAUAUAUACUAAUAAUAAUUGCAAAUUAGGGGAGUAAUAAUAAUUGCUAAGUGUUACAAGCCCCACCCAAAAAUAACAUUUCUAAUCAAUUUGGAUGGGAGAACACUGCAUCACAAAAAUGAAAAGAUGUUUCGAUACAGUAUUCGGAGACCAUAUCGAUAUUUUCCAGUCGCCGUAAAAGUGAUUUUAUCCUUGUCUGAUCGCUAUAAAAAUUUCACCAGUGAUUGACUAUGAAUUGAAGUUUGUCAAAAUGCAGUUUUUAGAAGGGUAAAAUCGAUGACAACAAUAAACAAAAAGUUUUGAAAUCGAUAAAAGCCGAAUUUUGCGCAAUCUAGACCUGCUACUGUACAGCUGACACCAGAAACUUAAAGUGUGGUGUUUAGCAAAUACUUCCGUGAGAAGUAAAAAAUUAUGUAUGUUUGAAUUCAAAUAAAACGUAAAUAUAUUUCAAACCUUACAUUUUUAAUCGCCGUUAUAAAAUGUUUGACAAAAAAGUCCCAAAGAACUCAAAUUACUUUUAAGUAGCGUCAGAAUGCUGCUUAAUAUCAUAUGUCGAUGCCAGAAAACUUUGGUGUUUUUUCUUUCUUGUGAUCCUGAAAACGAACCUGUUUUCUCGCCACAUGGCUAAGUGCAUAUUUAUUCUAAGUUUUGACUUUUAGCGCUUGGUAUAUCUCUAUGACGGCUUGACUGAAUUUUAUUUAAACCUCAUAACAUAAUCUUCACGAUGUAUAUAAUAAUGUCAGAAAAUUAAUGCCCACCAUACAUACCUCCAUGACGUACAUUUCAGUGUGAAUAUUAGCAAUGUUUUAUAUCCAAAAGAUGCAAUAAAAUUCACACUGAAAUGUACCAGUAAUGGAGGUAUGUAUUGUUAUUUGCUAAACACCACAUUUUAAGGGCCUGUUUACAUGGAGGUGGGGGACCCCAGAUAGGUGAGGUAACUUGCGGUGGGUCACUCACCUAUCAUGUAAACGUGAUCAAAUUAAAAUGAGAGAUUAUAUGGACAGGCGGGUUACACACCAAAGCGGGUUACCUCACCUACCUGGGGUCCCCCAACUCCAUGUAAACAGGCCCUAAGUUCCUGGUGUCGGCUUUUCAGCAGCAGGUCUAGAUCGCCCAAAAUUCGGCUUUUAUUGAUUUCAAAGCCUUUUGUCUAUUGUUGUCAUAGUGAUAUCGAUUUUACUAAAAACUGCAUUUUGAGAAACUUCAAUUCAUAGUCAAUCACUGUGAAAAUUUUAUGGCGAUCGGACAAGAAUAAAAUCACUUUUAACACGAUUGAAAAAUAUCGGUAUGGUGUCCGAAUACUGUAUCGAAACACCGUAAAACAUUUACCCAUAUUUUUAAACCAAUUCAACUUUAAAAACGUAGGUUUAAAAAUAUGCAAAGUUAACAAGAAAAAUCUUCAGAAUUUCAUUACACCGUUACGCGUUUCAUUAACAGCUUGAGGAGAAGUCAAAUAAAUAGAAAAGAUUUUUGAUAUUUUGGCUUCCAUAAUGAUUCAUCACAAGCCUUGAGAACGAGAUGGUCAUCUUUUGUCCUUUACCCACUCCCCACAGGUACUGGAGAGUUCUUGUAAAAUCCUACCGAAUAAAACGCAAGAAGGCAACCCGGGUUGUUGACAACAAGCUACUGAUAGCAAUGAACCUGGAUUUAGGGCUACUGCAAAUGAUCCUGGCCUUUACAGAAGAUGCCCCACAGCUCGUGUUGCAAAUGUAUGUGCUGAUCUCGCGCCGAUACGUCGAACAGUUAAAAGCAACAAGAAUACAAGACUUAUGGACAAUUCUCUCCAUUUGCUUUUCUUUUAUUUCAUACUCCAGAGCUGUAGUGAACUAUAUAAGCUGCCUGCGUGACUCAAAAAGCCACAAGGGACAACUCCGCUGGUACGGAUACCUUUCAAUGUGGUUGUGGCGAGGUUUCAUGAUUAUCUCGCGAAUAUUAGCCCUGGUUUUCUUUGCAACCGAAUUCAAAAUUUGGUUUUUUCUUGUCCUGUUUCUUCACUUCUUUAUUGUUCUUUCAUUUCUUACCCGCCAAGAGGUUUCUUUCUUUCCAGGAAACAACUUGAAACAACACUUUUUUCGCGCUGUUAUGUCUUACAUCCAUCUGUUUUGUUUCUUUUGCUUGGAGGGUGUCCGUACUUAUCGCUGGGCUGUCAAGUACUACAUUUUGACGUUUCUUGAGAAUGUGGUUUUCUCUGUUUUAUGGUACACAAACAGCACAAGCCAUUUGCCAAGGGAAAUAGAGAUGGCAGGAUUUAUUUUGAUAUACAUGUUUUUCGUUGUUGGAUUAAUUAUGAUGACUGUGUAUUACAAGUUUUUACAUCCCAGAUUCAACCGACCUCGCUUCAGUUUAGCUGCGCCUUUGAAGUCUGAGUUAGCGGAUAAAAACUUUGAAAAAAAAGCAGAAAAGACUACAGGACAAAAAUUCGAGCUUUGGAUUUAAGUGAAUGCAAUAAUCAUUGGAUUUUAUGGUAGCAUCAAAGGUAACAACAGUAACAGUUCUAUGGAAUUAUGCAAUUACCGGGGAAUGAUGGAGUCUUGCUGAGCUACCAUAUUCAGAACACAAUGCUCACACACUGGCUGGUUUUGAUUUGUGAUUUGCGUGUUAUAGACGAAUUUUCUAGCUACGAUGUCACAUUUUCCUGGAAGGGUUUGCUCCCGACCUCCGUUAAAGUAAUCAUAACUUUCACGGAAUUAAAGUUCAUGGUCAAAUUGCCAUUCCACCCUGUCGUUUAGUAACGUCACCAUACUGAU
This is a messenger RNA of Porites lobata, 4136 nucleotides long. NCBI's taxonomy places the organism in Eukaryota, Metazoa, Cnidaria, Anthozoa, Scleractinia, Poritidae. The record is from the annotation of a GenBank genome assembly.